Gongylonema pulchrum is the source of this 321-nucleotide messenger RNA. NCBI's taxonomy places the organism in Eukaryota, Metazoa, Nematoda, Chromadorea, Rhabditida, Gongylonematidae. The record is from the annotation of a GenBank genome assembly.
GUUGAUGAAAAACGUUUUUCACGUGGUAGUGAACUGGACAGUGUGUCAGUUGGCAGCCAAAACUAUCGUUUACCGCCACCAUCUGCCAGUAAAUCGGCUAGCAAUCGAUUAGGUCAAUUUUUGCGAAAAAUUGGCGCUUCAAAACCACCAGGAAACGCUGCUUCGCUUGUUUCGCUUAAUAAGGUUGCCAGUGAAAUGCUACCGAGCGGUCCAGCUCCGCUGAUGAAAAGUAACAGUCUUAGUCAUGAUCCGUGGAAAAAACACAUUGUGCAGAAUGUCGAUGCUAACAGUCAACGUGGUAAGAUUACAGUUUUUGCAUGA